ACUCUUUGGAAAUUACCUCCAUUCAAUGUUUAUAGAAGCACAUUUAUUUUACCUAUUUUCUCUAUUUUUGUAAGUUUAUGAUAAAGUUUGAUCGUUAGAACAACGAUUUUAUGCUUGCGCUUUAGUAUAAUACUAAUAAAAAAGACCCGAAGUGAAUUAUUUGGCGUGGAUAAAAAUAAUUGUGACACCAUGACUGAUUCAGUAAAUAUGUCAUUGGAUGACAUAAUAAAACAAAACCGCACAAAUAAAUCCCGAGGAAGAGGCGGAGGAACCAUACGUGGUCGAGGCGGCGGUGGUCGCAGAGGUCGCGGAGGCGGACCAGCGCGGCCUGGUACUCCUGGUACACGCCAAGGCCGCAGCGGUGGCCGGUCACAGUCGCGCGGUCGUUCACAAUCUCGUGGCCGUUCACAAUCUGGCGGUCGUUCGCAGUCAAGGAAUCGUUCUCGGUCGCGCCAACAGCGACGUUCAUCUUCACGGGCAAGAUCAGCGUCCAGAUCGCGAUCAGGUAUAAGAGGUUUAACUCCAAAAGGAAGAGCUGGCCUUGAAGAACAAAAUGAUAUGCCUCAGCUAGUGAGAAGAAAUAAUUUUCGAGGCAGAGGGAGAGGAGGUAUUCAAACCAGACUUCUACGGAGUAAUUCGAAUUCUCGAACACAAAAUGGAAUCCAUAGUCGGCUUGGAAUUACAACUCGCAGGGGCGGUGCUAAUAACACUUAUCGACCACUUGCUGUUGCUAAAAGGGGUAUUGCAAAGCGGGGUCAAGGAUUUGCUACAAGAAAUAAAUACAGCAAUGUGGGACUACGUUCUGACCAGAUUAUUAAAGAGCAAAGACAAAAUCUUAUGUUGAAUAAUUCAAUCAUAAAAUCACAGACAUUUACAAGGUCUAGACGUAACUCCUUCAAUUCACCCUCACAGCUUACAGUGAGUGUAGCAAAUGAUUUUGCAAAAAGACGCAGAAAUAGUGUAGGAAAUGGUAAUUAUUUAAAUUCGCAAAGCCUAGCACAACUUAAUAAUCAGUUUGGCGGGUAUAGAACUCGACGCGGGCCAGGUAGUGUAAAAUCAAUGGGUUCCAAUAGAUCAAACAGAUCUAGUCGAUCCAACCAAUCCAAUACUAGUAACAGGUCACGCGGUCGAGGGCGAGGCCGUGGAAGGGGUAGAGGGGUUAACCGUGGGGUUGGUCGUAAAUUUGUGAAUAAACAGAUUCUCAAUCCUAAAUUACAAAAAGAAAUUGCUGCUAUACAGGGAAAAAGUUUGGGAACCAAUUCAAGUGAAAGUGAGGUCCCAAUUGGGGUUAAUUUUACCCCCACACCAGCAGCUACUGCACAAACCUUGCAUCAGAGGUUUGCUAGCGCCUAAUUUAGUUUGGCUAAAAUUAAUAAAUGACUUGCUAUAAAUUACACUAUUUAAUAAUAGAACAGAAGCAAAUAACAAAAUAAAUACAGCUUUGACAUAAUAUAAUCUCCAGUUUUGUGUGUGUUUGAAGAUUAACUUGAACUAGUAUGUAUUUAGUAUUUAGGCUAUCCACUUAUACAUUGGUCCCCAUUUAUAGCACUAUAUUGUAUUACAGUUAGAUAAAUGAUGAAUAAAAAAACUUAUAAUUUAAAAUUUCUUUUAAAAGUUGUAAAAAAAAUAUCCAAAAUAUUACUUUUUUUUCACUAUUAAUUAGCAUAAUGAAUAUAACGAGAAGAUUGGAUUGGAUUAAGGUUUAGAGUUCUCUAACUACAUUUAAUUUCUUUACCUUAAAAAAUUGGUCAUGUUUUUUCAAUAAAUUUUAAACAUUCUCUAGAUAUUGACUAAACAUGAUUUGAUUAACUUGUUGACAAUUUGUAUUUAGAUGUA
Messenger RNA from Papilio xuthus (Asian swallowtail), 1836 nucleotides. RefSeq names its product THO complex subunit 4. NCBI's taxonomy places the organism in Eukaryota, Metazoa, Arthropoda, Insecta, Lepidoptera, Papilionidae. Bases 190 to 1353 code for a protein of 387 amino acids. The record is from RefSeq and is a predicted model, not a curated record. The transcript is spliced from 3 exons.